This is a messenger RNA of Exophiala bonariae, 816 nucleotides long. RefSeq lists its product as uncharacterized. The record is from RefSeq and is a predicted model, not a curated record. Gene Ontology annotation, biological process: glutaminyl-tRNAGln biosynthesis via transamidation; regulation of translational fidelity. Bases 1 to 816 code for a protein of 271 amino acids. NCBI's taxonomy places the organism in Eukaryota, Fungi, Ascomycota, Eurotiomycetes, Chaetothyriales, Herpotrichiellaceae. The transcript has a single exon. Gene Ontology annotation, molecular function: glutaminyl-tRNA synthase (glutamine-hydrolyzing) activity.
AUGCCUCGAAUUAGAUUUAUGGAAAUAGGGCACGCCUCGCUGUCCAAACCGGCCCCCAUAGUCAAAGACAUCAAGAUUAAUCCACAAAUCCGCGAACUGCUGCAACAACCAACCUGGUCCGUCUCAUCACUCCUCCCACCACGAACACCCAAGCAGCAAGAAAACCAACGACAACAUCAACAUCAACCGUCGAAGAAAACCCGAGCCUCCCCGCUCUCCAACCCAACGCCACCUCCACCAAUAUUCCAAGCCACGCAAACAACGGUCUCAGAAAUCACGCCGUCCAAACUCCGACACCUCCUCAAACUGUCCGCGCUCCCAGCACCCUCUAGCCCCGCCGAAGAAGCGUCGAUGCUCUCGACGCUACGCUCGCAAGUGCACUUCGUGCGGGAGAUCCAGAAAGUGGACACGUCGGGGGUGGCGCCGCUGGUGGCGAUCCGGGACGAGACGCGCGACCACGUGUGGGCGUCGAUGGUGACGGAGGAGUCGCUGGCGCAGUAUUUCGUGCAGGAGGACCGCGUGGGCACCAACGGGACCGUCAGGCGUCAGCGGGACAAUGCUGUCGUUAUCAGUGGGGAUGAGGAGGCACGGCCGUUUGAGAUCGACGGCCAGGGGAGAGCCGCCCGAGACGUUGUGCAUGAGCCGUUUGAGAUGGGCAGGGCCGAUGCUGAUGGGCCUGGCAGGGGGCGCAGGACUGCGGGGAGGUUCUUCUAUGUCAAGAGGGGGAGGAAGAAUGAUAUUAAUGUAUCGACACCGGUGGAAGGGGAAGGGAGGGUGGUAGAGGGUGGUCAAAGAGAGAACAAGAACGGCAGGUGA